Messenger RNA from Lates calcarifer (barramundi perch), 2324 nucleotides. Its product is annotated as tripartite motif-containing protein 16-like. The record is from RefSeq and is a predicted model, not a curated record. Gene Ontology annotation, molecular function: zinc ion binding; protein binding. The coding region runs from base 126 to 1916 and encodes 596 amino acids. NCBI's taxonomy places the organism in Eukaryota, Metazoa, Chordata, Actinopteri, Centropomidae. The transcript has a single exon.
GCAAGUUUACUGAUGGGUACAACCAACAUGUCGUGCAGUGCAACUGAUCUCAAGCCCCAUUCAACAAUUAACAGUGAGGAAAUGCAGCUCAGUUUUGGUGUGGAUCAGUUUCCUUUCAUGAGAAAAUGAAACUGUUUGGUGAAAUGGCGCAGCGAGGAGUUCAGCUGGACCAGGACAAACUCUGCUGUUCAAUCUGUCUGGAUUUACUGAAGGAUCCAGUGAGUAUUCCCUGUGGACACAGCUACUGUAUGAACUGCAUUAAAAGUCACUGGGAUGAAGAGGAUCAGAGAGUCCACAGCUGUCCUCAGUGCAGACAGACGUUCAGACCGAGGCCUGUCCUGGUGAAAAACACCAUGUUGGCAGAUUUAGUGGAGGAACUGAAGAAGACUGGACUCCAAGCUGCUCCAGCUGAUCACUGCUACGCCGGACCUGGAGAUGUGGCCUGUGAUUUCUGCACUGGGAGAAAACUGAAAGCUCUGAAGUCCUGUCUGCAGUGUCUGGUCUCUUACUGUGAGCAGCACCUCCAGCCUCACUAUGAAUCUCCUGCCUUUAAAAAACACAAACUGGUCAAACCCUCCAGGAGGGUUCAGGAGAACGUCUGCAGUUGUCAUGAUGAGGUGAUGAAGAUUUUCUGUCGCACUGAUCAACAGUGUAUCUGUUAUCUCUGCUCCAUGGAUGAACAUAGAGGCCACAACACAGUCUCUGCUGCAGCAGAAAUGACUCAGAAGCAGAGAGAGCUCGAGGCGAGUCGAGAGAAAAUAAAACAGAGAAUUCAGAAAAAAGAGAAAGAUGUGAAGGAGCUUCAGCAGGAGGUGAAAGCUAUGAAUCGCUCUGCUGAUAAAGCUGUGGAGGACAGUGAGAAGAUCUUUACUGAGCUGAUUCAACUCAUUGAGAAAGGAAGCUCUGAUGUGAAGCAGCAGAUCAGAUCCCAUCAGAAAAGUGAAGAGAAACGAGUCAAAGAGCUUCAGGAGAAGCUGCAGCAGGAGAUCACUGAGCUGAGGAGGAAAGACACCGAGCUGGAGAAACUCUCACACACAGAGGAUCACAUCCAGUUUCUACAGAAUUACAUCUCACUGUCAAAUCUCACUGAUUCUUCAGAGUCACCCAGCCUCAAUAAGCAACCUCUGAUGAUGCCCACCUUUGAAGACAUGAUGGCUGCUGCGUCAGAGGUCAGAUAUGAACUACAGGACAGUUAUGUGCACAUGAAAGCUCAAAGCCCUUUACUACAGACUACAGACUUAUUCAGCUUCAACAUCCGACCUGUUGGGCGGUUUGAGGAUGUGACAGUAGCUGUGUCCCAGGUCAAAGUUAAAGUACAGGUCAUUAUUAAUGAGCUAUUGACUGGCAUGAAUGUUUUAUUGCCACAGCCAGUGUCCAAAGCUGAAUUCUUCCAAUAUUCACAACAUCUCACGUUACAAACAGGAAACAGAGGGCUGUUAUUAUCUAAAGGGAACAGAAAGGUAGAGGUGAAACAAUCACCAGUUCACAGACAGAAUAUCUUCAGGCAGUACGCGUCUACAGGUUCAGGUCUCUUCUGCAGUUUUCAGGCGUGGAGUAGAGAGAGUUUGACUGGACGUAGUUACUGGGAGGUGGUUUGGAGGGGGAGCACAGUUUCAGUAGCAGUCACAUACAAGCAAGGAGCAGGAUAUGGAGGUGAAUUUGGGAGCAACAACGAGUCUUGGGCAUUAUAUUGUUCUAAUAAUCAUUAUGAAUUCAGACAUAACAACAUCAGCACCUCCAUCUCAGAUCCACAAUCCUCCAGAGUAGGAGUGCACCUGGAUCACAGAGCAGGUAUUCUGUCCUUCUACAGCGUCUCUGAAACCUUGACUCUCCUCCACAGAGUCCAGACCACAUUCACUCAGCCUCUCUAUGCUGGACUUGGGGUUGAUCAUGGAUCUUCAGCUGAGCUCGUAUAGACAGGAAUCAUUAGAUGGAUGGGUGUGUUUUUGUAGCUUCCAACUGACGACCUGAUAAACUGUGUAGGAACACUGUGUUGUAUCUUUGCUUUGCUCUUCAUGUAGCUUACUCUACUUCUUUUUUUUUUUUUUUGAGACAAUUGCUGUAACUGUAACCUUUAUUAAAACUUCAAAAUCAUAGUAAUCAAGUUAAUAUCAAGUAAUUUCACACGGAGCAUGCUCUAGACUCAUAACUACACUUAAACCCCAGGUCUGAGCGGUAAUUUUUGCUUCUGUUAAAACACUGUUUAAAGUAUGAACCAGUACACGCUAUAUGUAUAUUGCAGAUGUCACCAGUCUCAUAUCAGGAUUUAACGAUUGUAUAUGAACAAAAUUAUUCAAUAAAGUUGUUUUUUUUUCCUCCAAGAA